Messenger RNA from Cannabis sativa, 1530 nucleotides. RefSeq names its product transcription factor MYB106-like. The record is from RefSeq and is a predicted model, not a curated record. The transcript is spliced from 3 exons. Bases 168 to 1196 code for a protein of 342 amino acids. Lineage: Eukaryota; Viridiplantae; Streptophyta; Magnoliopsida; Rosales; Cannabaceae.
UUUCAUCUCUGAUCUUUUCAACUUACUCUAGUAGUACGAGUACUACUAUACUAUAACUACUACAUUUAUAUAUAUCUUUAAAACCAAACAAAAUAUUGAAUUUACGGUUUUGCUUUGAGUAGGAUUAAAAGAUUUCUAUCACAAGAACUUAACAAUUUAGAGACAAUAUGGUUCAUCGUUUGAAGAGAGGUCCAUGGAAACCAGAAGAAGACAAAAAGCUCUUAGCCUAUAUCCAACAACAUGGCCAUGGAAGCUGGCGUUUGGUGCCCAAAAAAGCUGGUCUCCAAAGAUGCGGAAAAAGCUGCAGAUUGAGAUGGACAAAUUAUCUUAGACCAGAUAUUAAGAGGGGAAAGUUCACAUUACAGGAAGAAAGAACAAUCAUUCAACUACAUGCUCUAUUAGGAAACAGGUGGUCAGCAAUAGCCUCUCACUUGCCAAACAGAACAGAUAAUGAGAUAAAGAACUACUGGAACACUCAUCUGAAGAAAAGGUUGACUACGAUGGGUAUUGACCCAGUCACCCAUAAGCCUCUAAAGCACACUCUCCGCUCAGUCGCCGCUGACCCAAAAGACGUUUCCAAGCUCAGCCACAUAGCUCAGUGGGAGAGCACGAGGCUCGAAGCGGAGGCUCGGCUUGUUAGAGAGUCAAGGCUCCUUAGAGAAAUAGACGAGAGAAACAGUAAUAAGAGUAACACUAGUACGCCGUCCGAUAUACUCGCCGCCACGUCGGAUGAGAUACUGAAGAAGAUGCCCACCACAUUCGCUCCGCCGCGGUGCUUCGACAUUUUGAAAGCGUGGGAGAGCCGUCUGUUCUUUUCGAAAAACAAAGAAAGAAGUGAUCAUCGUGACCGUACAUUUAAUAACACUAGUAUUAACGGUGGUGGUGAAGCGAGAGCCAGCUUAUCCUUUGGUUUCACUGGUAGUACUACUGAUACUACUGCUGAGCUUAGCUACAUGACGGCGCCGUCAAGCCGUACUAACGGAGGGUCACCGUUAAGAUUUGACGAGAUAUUCGAGAACUGGGACGGCGGCAGUGAUGAUUUAUUUUCAGAGCAGGUGUUCAGCACGCGCCUCAUGGAAGCUGAAAUUAAUCCAGCGAUAUGUAAUGAUCAUCAGGACAUUGGGAAUCACACUGAAAGAGGCAUUUGCGAUGUGCAAUAUGAAGUGAACAGGAACCAUUGGAAUGGGGGUAUUUAAUAAUGGCUAUUUGUUGAAUAAUUGUUGACCCUCAAAUUUACCCGUGCUCUAAACUAGUUUGAUUUGAAACUUUGUCUCAUGUGUGCAUGUCCUAUUUUAAUGAAUCAAACGAAGCAACUUAAUUAAAAUAUUAUAUUUCUUAUAUUCUAUGUUUAAAAGAUUAUUAAACUUAGUUAUUUUAAUUAUGGGUGUUCAUCAAGAUGUAUACACGCUACAAACUAUCCUCACUACACAAAAAUAGCACCUUGAAAUCUUUAUAGUGUUGUGGUUUGUUUCGCAGCGUGUGGUGCACUAUAGUUUGCGUAUUAAAUUUAUUAAUCACAGUUUAAAUCAA